AUGACUCUUCAGUUGUACAUUCAAUUCGGACAGCAAGACUCGCCGCUGUCCAUCAGCGCCAACAUCGCAGGCAUCCUGACCUUUGUGGUCGCAAUCGUCGCAGCCAUCUACGCCCGGCUCACGUACUUGCGCAACAGUGACGAAGAGUACUUCCGUGUCAAGACUUCUUUGUCAUGGUACAAGACAGAAUCAGCGUGGCUGGCAGACCUCGUGACUGCCAUCAACGCUCAGCAUGAGGGCUUUCAUGCCUACCAGCCUGAAUAUCAGAUGUACACCUUCGUUAUGGAAGAUCUCUUAAAUCUUGAGCAGCGUCUGCUUGAUCUGGUGGCUGAGACGGAGGCCAAAGCGAGCAUUGGCGACGAAGGUCAGAGGUGGACACUGGUGCCGAGGAGUUGGCGCGGUGGCCGUACGACGGUUGCCAUGGCCUGGUUACCGGUGCGGACAAAGGCGUUGGAGCUGGUGAGGCAGCGAGAGGGGUUGACAACCAGAGUCCAGUUUAUGCAGACUAGCAUGAUCUCGUCGCGGUUGCGGGACCUGGAGUCAAGGACGAAAUGGCGCGAGAUGAAGAUGGACGAGAGCUCACGUAAGCUGGAGGUUCUGGUUGAGAGCCAGAGGGAUCGGAUUCACCGGUUAGAGGAACUCGUGGGCCGAUUAACGCACCAUGACCAAUCGAAUCUUUCGCGCGUCGGGACCUUGACAAGCCAGGGAGUUAAAAGGAGCGAAUCGAUGGAUUUAUUUGAGGAUGAUGUUUCAACCACGGUAGGCGAGCCUGGGGAGGCGCAAGCUGGUAAAAGCCCAGAGGAGGUCCAGUUCGAUGACUGCCCAAAGCCACAGGCAGCCUACGGGCGGAGCCUGCUUCAGGACAGCAAGGUACCCGAACUCGUUGGUAAUGUAGAUGAUAUGGCAGCCGGCGGAAAUGCUCAUGGUGAAAAAGAUGAGUUGGCGAAGAGGCUCUUGCCAGCCUCUCGGAACGAAGGGGACAAAGGUUGGGGCCGAGUAAUGGGGGUGCUCGUUAUUGUCCACCUGGCGCUGUCGACGGUCGGCUUCGGCAAACAGGUCACGCUGCUUUGCAAAAUCGAGGAGGGUCUGUUCGCUGGGACCGGAGCGAUCGGGAUGCGCAUAUUUGAUGUCCUUGACGGACUUUUCCUUCUUUUCCUUGCGUUGACGAGCCAUGGGGUCUCCCAUCCAUCCCACUCCCGCUCUCGCGCCGGUGUCUUUCCAGGGGAUCAUGCGCUGAGUCGUAGCGCCUAUCGACCACUCGGGGGUCGACUGAGCAAAAAGGUGGCAUUUGCGACAGCCCUCGUGCCAGUUUCCCCUCCACGACGUCUUCACCUCCGAUUCAACCUUUAUCUUGCCUCCAAGAACCCCGAUUAUACAGAAUCGCAUACGCUUGUGACCAUGGACUUUCUCCUUAUCCUCGCUGCGCUGGCGGUUAUCCUCCCCGGCCUGUACAUGUACCUGGCCAACGUCGCACAAACGAGCUGGCCAGCCCUCAAGAACAAGCGCAUCUGUCUCUUGAUUGCGCACCCGGACGACGAGGCCAUGUUCUUUUCUCCUACGGUCCUGGCCCUCACGAGACCCGGCACGGGCAACCACGUAAAGAUUCUAUGUUUGAGCACUGGGAACGCAGAUGGACUAGGAGAUGUUCGCAAGAAGGAACUGGUCAAGAGCGGCAUGGCGCUGGGCUUGAGCGACGAGGAUGAUGUGUUUGUGGUGGACAACCCGACCGACUUUCCCGACUCAAUGACCAGAAUGUGGGACAAGAACAUGAUUGCCGGCCUCCUCGGCAGCGCCUUUGCGCCCCAGUUCGGCCACCAGCGCGCCAACAACAUGCAGCCCACAGCCAACAUCGACGUGCUCAUCACCUUUGACAGCUACGGCGUUUCUUCGCACCCCAACCACAUCUCACUGUACCUCGGCGCGCGAUCCUUCGUCCAAGCGCUGACCAACGAGUCGGCGUUCCCGAGCCCCGUCGACCUGUACACGCUCACCACGUUGGGCAUUGCGCGCAAGUACUCGUCCUUCCUAGACGUCUUUGCGACGCUUCUAUCUUGGAAGAGCGCCAAGGGCGAGGACAAGGCGCACCCCGAGUCUCUUGUCUUUAUGAACCAGCUUGUCGGUGGUCAUGCGUUCGGAACGGCCUGGCGCGCCAUGACGGAGGCGCACAAGAGUCAGAUGGUGUGGUUCCGCUACGGCUGGAUCACUCUCAGCCGAUACAUGGUUAUCAACGACCUGCGCCUGGAGAAGUUCAAGGAGCAGAAGUGA
Messenger RNA from Fusarium vanettenii 77-13-4, 2265 nucleotides. RefSeq lists its product as uncharacterized. The transcript has 10 exons. Gene Ontology annotation, molecular function: N-acetylglucosaminylphosphatidylinositol deacetylase activity. The record is from RefSeq and is a predicted model, not a curated record. Lineage: Eukaryota; Fungi; Ascomycota; Sordariomycetes; Hypocreales; Nectriaceae. Bases 1 to 2265 code for a protein of 754 amino acids. Gene Ontology annotation, biological process: GPI anchor biosynthetic process. Gene Ontology annotation, cellular component: endoplasmic reticulum.